AGUUUUCAGCUGAAUAAGUUUGUAAACAAUAUUUGAGCUACAGUACCAAGAUGGUAGAAAAACUUGUAUGGGAAGAUUAUAUGACCAUUGGCAUCUACUUUGCCAUUGUCCUUGCAGUUGGACUAUGGUCAACAUGCCGGCCAAAUCGGGGAAGUACAACGGGAUACUUCCUGGCAGGGAAGAAUAUGCACUGGAUUCCGAUUGGUGCCUCAGUAUAUGCCAGUAACGUAGGAGCACCCAUGUUUAUUGGACUUGCUGGCACAGCCGCUGCUAUGGGAUUCUCUGUGACCAUCUACGAGUGGCAUGUAAGUUCAGUUUUUCUUAAAGCUGAUGGAUUAACUGACACGAAAUAUUAG
This is a messenger RNA of Mercenaria mercenaria, 356 nucleotides long. RefSeq names its product sodium/glucose cotransporter 5-like. The record is from RefSeq and is a predicted model, not a curated record. Lineage: Eukaryota; Metazoa; Mollusca; Bivalvia; Venerida; Veneridae. The coding region runs from base 51 to 356 and encodes 101 amino acids. Gene Ontology annotation, cellular component: plasma membrane. Gene Ontology annotation, molecular function: D-glucose:sodium symporter activity. Gene Ontology annotation, biological process: transmembrane transport. The transcript has 3 exons.